Molecule: messenger RNA, 1180 nt
Organism: Arachis ipaensis
Lineage: Eukaryota; Viridiplantae; Streptophyta; Magnoliopsida; Fabales; Fabaceae
Source: RefSeq, a predicted model, not a curated record
CUUUCCUCGUGUUAUAGGCUUCGUCGUUCUCCUCUGCUCGCAUAGUGUGAGUGUUCGGCAAUAUUCUGGAGACUACGACUUAACUAAACUGACGAAUUGGUACAACAGACAAGUCCUAUGCAAUUAUUACGACGGUAAUCUCUUUUUACGAAUGCAUUAUUUGCAUUUGUCAAAGAAAAGAGUGGUAUCCGGCAGUUUUGAAUAUGAUUUGUCAUCUUGGCUAAUGCACAAAAAGGGUACAGCUACUUAUUCAGACGCGAAUACAUGGUGGGCUGCCAUAAGAAAAGAGUUUAUCCUGAUUUUUAAACCCGUUUUUGAGGGUUUAAAGAUAAUGCAUUUAAGGGAAGAGUACCACGGAAACUUAGAUUCAGAAAGUUGCAUUAAAAUUAUAUGUGAGAAUGGAAAUGUGAUACGUGGAAUUCUCACCAACAUGAAGGAGAAAGGUGGAUCUAAAUCUUAUUUUCGAGAGGCAGAUGCCCAGCACUUGAGGAAAAUCAUCAAGAAAGUUAUCACAUUCCCAUUUAUAGGGACUUCUGAAUCUGAAUCAUCUAACGAGGAAGUUCGUGAUUUGUGUUUACAGCAACUCGAGGCUUAUUCGUGGGUGACGGACCUAAGGAUCAAGUGGAGUCUUGAUCCAGUCCUUUUUUGGGAUACGAGGAGAAGGAUACAAUUUUUGGAGGCGAUCGAUUGGUUGUACCACCGUAAUGUACCCCCACCGUCAGUCGUUAGAUCCACCCACAAGUACUGGACAUGGGAUAUACUUUGCAAUGAUCAGGUGUUAGUUGAUGUUUAUUUCCAUGAACAGCAAGAUCGUACGGUGACGCCUCAAAAGUAUAGUCAGAAACAUAAUUUAAUAAGAUUUUAUAGGAAUUGUAUCCACCAUGCUGAUUUGAAACGGACAGGUCAACUGUCCUUUUGAGAUUCAUAAGCUGUUUCUGGUGCAUUAUGAUGUUUUCCUACCAAGCAUACGCACCGCGACUGAUGUUUUUCGAUUUGUAACAAAAUCUUCAUCUUCAAAAUCUUCAUCUUCAUUUAUUGAAGAGUUAAGAAGGUCAUUCGCACAACAAUUCAACUUAUAGGUUGACAGCAUAUGAGGAAUCUAUUGUAUAUUGUGCUAAUUCCUUUAAUUUUAUGAGGCUUUUGAAAAUGCAUACGUUGCAGUCAUCUUGUUUUUUAAAUU